Molecule: messenger RNA, 601 nt
Organism: Hibiscus syriacus
Lineage: Eukaryota; Viridiplantae; Streptophyta; Magnoliopsida; Malvales; Malvaceae
Product: zinc finger A20 and AN1 domain-containing stress-associated protein 3-like
Exons: 2
Coding region: 169-591 (140 amino acids)
Molecular function (GO): zinc ion binding; DNA binding
Source: RefSeq, a predicted model, not a curated record
AACCAUGAAUCUACUGUUCAACUUCUUAUAUUUUUAGAGAACAAUGAUUUUCCUUUCUGUUUUUAAGAAGGGGAAUAGAUUUGUGGUUUCGUUUCUGAUUUCCCCUUCUCCACCUUUCCCGCCUCUUUGAAUCUCUUGGCUCCGGUUUGGAAGAAAUUCGAAGAAGAAAUGGCGGAAGAACAUAGAUGCCAAACACCAAAUCUAUGCGCUAACAAUUGUGGAUUACACGGAAACCCUGUAACGCAAAAUCUUUGUUCUAAAUGUCACCGUGAUCUUCAGCUUAAACAACAUCGAUCUUCCUCCGCCAAACACGCCGUUAAUCAGAUCCCAACCCCUUCGUGUUCGUCUUCGUUCCAGGUGAAGGAUGAACAGACGGCGGAGGUUGUGGUUGAGGUUAGACCUAAGCGAUGCUUGGGCUGCAACAAACGCGUGGAGCUCACGGGGUUCAAGUGCAGGUGUGGGAUGGUGUUUUGUGGGAUCCAUAGGUACCCGGAAGAACAUGGAUGUAAUUUUGAUUUCAAAGCCACGGGGAAACAACAGAUUGCCAAAGCUAAUCCUAUUGUAAAGGCUGUCAAGCUUCGGAAAAUAUGAAUUUGAUGUG